CUCAGUCUCUCCUCCUUCGGCGGGUGACACGUCUGCAGCGUGAGUGAGUGGCAUUGGCAGCCUGUCAAUCCCUCACCAAAGCGGCCAUCAAACAACAUCGAAACCCUGGGCUGCUGGGCUCAUAAAUCCCAGCUGGAGCAGCAGCAGCAAAAGGAGGAGGAGGAGGAGGAGGAGGGCUGGCAUAUCGAUUCUAUUUCUUUUUGCAACCCCCCCUUUUUGCAUUUGCAAAACAAACAACCCCCAAAAAGUGUGCAAUUAUUAUUAUUAUUAUUAUUAUUAUUAUUAUUAUUAUUUGCAAAGGGAGGGAAGAGAGAGAGAGAAGGAAGAAGAGAGAAAGGGAAAGUCUUCCUUCUCUCUCUCUCUCUCUCUCUUUAUCUUUAACCUCUCCCUUUGCACAACUUUUUCCUUCCCUUUCUUUUUUGCAUUUUUAAAUAUAUAUAUAUAUAUAUAAAUUGUUUUAUUUUGGAUCGUCGGUGAUGCGGGCUUUGCCUCCUCCUUUUUUUCGCCGAGAGGAAAAGGGAAAGGAGCCCCAAAGAAAAGGACCAACGCCGGCAGCAGCUUCCUUUCCCACUUCUUCCAUGUUUUAAUCCUUCCUUUUAAUAAAAAGGAUGCCAUCCAAAGCUUCCUUGGAGAGGAUUUUGCCAACCAGAGACUGACUUUGCAAGGAUUGCAACGCAGCUUUAUUUUUGGGGGGGCUCUCUUUCAUUUUGCAAUUUUUGCAAUUUUGCAUUUUGUUUCUUUCCUUUCAUCCAGAAAAGAAAAGAAAAGAAAAAGAGCCAAGAGCCAGAGGAAGAAAGCAAAGGCAACAAACUGAAACUUUUUAACUUCCCCAACUCCGAAAAGGAAACAACAAAUCCUUUGGAGGAUUGCUACACUGUUUCUAUAUAUAAUAUAUACAGUUACACACAGAUAUUGUUUUAUUUUGCAAAGAAGGAAAGGAGAAAAAGAGAGAAAAACACACCUUGAACCAUCUUGGGAAGCUGCAAAGAAACAGGAAAAAGAGGCGUUUGGGAAAGCUGCAAAAGAAAGAAAAAUAAAAGAGAGAGAGAGAGAGCUGGAAAGAAAGAAGAAGAGAGGGAGACCUUACCAUUUGGGAAAGCUGCAAAGAAACCCACCGAGAAGAGAAGAGCAAAUAAAGAGACCCUUGGACCCUCUGGGGAUCCUGGGACUAAAAGCUGGGGACUAAAAAGAGGAAAAAGGAAAACUGAGAAGGACAAAAAAAGAAAGAAAGAAAGAAGAGAGAUUUAAAAUUCUGAUUUGACAAAGAAGCAGCAGCCUUGGAGCUUUGGGGGGUGUCCCUGGUCUGACUGUGGGCAUCCCAGGCUGGACUUGGACCCCUUCCUCCUCCUCCUCCUCCUCCUCCUCCUCCUUUGCUUUCCUUCCUUCCUUCCUCCUCUUCCUCCUCCUUGCAAAGAAUAAAGGCAAGAAAGCAAGAGAGGCUGCUGGUUUGGUGCUGGGUCUUCUUCCCUCCCCCUCCUCCUCCUCCUCUUCCUCCUUCUCUCCUUCUCUCCUUCCUGGCAUGGAUGAGCAGACCAGGAUGCUGCAGACUCUGGCCGGGGUGAACCUGGCGGGGCACCCGGUGCCCGGGGGCAUGCCCCUGCCUCCCCCGCACGGCCACGAGGCCACCGACGCCGACGGACGCAAGCAGGACAUCGGAGACAUCCUCCACCAGAUCAUGACCAUCACCGACCAGAGCCUGGACGAGGCGCAAGCAAAAAAGCACGCCCUGAAUUGCCACAGGAUGAAGCCGGCUUUGUUCAGUGUCCUCUGCGAAAUCAAAGAGAAAACAGGUCUCAGCAUCCGAGGUGCUCAAGAAGAAGACCCUCCUGACCCUCAACUAAUGCGAUUGGACAAUAUGCUUCUUGCGGAAGGGGUUUCGGGUCCUGAGAAAGGUGGCGGAUCGGCAGCGGCGGCGGCGGCAGCGGCGGCAUCUGGCGGAACUUCAGAUAACUCUAUCGAACACUCAGAUUACAGAGCCAAAUUGACCCAGAUCCGGCAGAUCUAUCAUACGGAGCUGGAGAAAUAUGAACAGGCCUGUAACGAAUUCACCACGCACGUGAUGAACCUUCUCCGAGAGCAAAGUCGGACACGGCCCAUUUCUCCAAAGGAGAUCGAGAGGAUGGUGGGCAUCAUCCAUCGGAAAUUCAGCUCCAUCCAGAUGCAGCUCAAACAAAGCACUUGCGAAGCAGUCAUGAUCUUGAGAUCGCGGUUCCUCGACGCCAGGCGGAAAAGGCGCAACUUCAGCAAACAAGCCACAGAAAUCUUGAAUGAAUAUUUUUACUCUCACCUCAGCAAUCCUUACCCCAGUGAAGAAGCCAAAGAGGAGCUGGCAAAGAAAUGCAGCAUCACAGUAUCACAGGUAUCGAAUUGGUUUGGCAACAAGCGAAUCAGGUACAAGAAGAACAUAGGGAAAUUUCAGGAAGAAGCCAACCUCUACGCAGCAAAAACAGCGGUGACGGCCGCCCAUGCUGUAGCCGCAGCUGUCCAAAACAACCAGACAAACUCACCCACCACGCCAAACUCUGGUGGAUACCCUGCGUCAUGUUAUCAAUCAGACGGGAGGAUACAGUGAUGGUUUGGGAGGAAAUUCACUGUACAGUCCACAUAAUUUAAAUGCAAAUGGAGGCUGGCAAGACGCAACCACUCCAUCUUCUGUGACCUCUCCAACAGAAGGCCCGGGAAGUGUGCACUCCGAUACCUCUAACUAACCCUCUCACAACACUUUUUCGUUCACCCGAAGCUAAGAUGCCUUUGUCUCGUGCAUUCAGAAUCCCAGAAGGAAAAGACAGAAUUAAAACAACAACAACAGCAGCAACAACAACAACCAUAAAGGAUUAUUACUAUUUUUGGAUCGCCAACCACGGAUGGCUUUCCUGUAAACCUUGUUGUACCAGAGAACUCGAUAAAUCUGUUAUGUGUGUGUGUGUGUGUUUAAUUUUUAAGGAUAUCUUAAUCAUUUGUAUGUGUACUUAAAUAUCACAGAGAUGCGCACACCCACACGCAAUGUUAAAAGAAAAGAAAGAAAAACCAACCAAGCACUUUAUCCAGCGAGGCCGAGAUUUAGCAUUGUUUGUAGCCCUGGAACUAUUUUAAUAAGAGUAAUUUAUUAUCAACAGAUUUGGGACGGAUGGCCAACCCAUUGUUGGCUUUUUGGUCAUAGGGGUCAAUAAGAGCUGUUCUCUUAAGGAAAACCUCAUGGUGCCAAACCAGUCCAGGGGGUCAUCAUACCCCAGUGGAACCCCCAUUACCAUUUGAAGUGAAUUUCGGUCACUGAUCCUGGUUUUUAAUCUUUUCAUAUCUCUAUCAGAAUGGAAGUACCUUUUGUUCCAUUUCGCCAUAUUUCAACAGUCGCUAUUAUCCAUUUUGUUCCCCUCCCAAGCUUCUUUGAGUUGUCACAUUUUUUAAAUUGAGAUCCACUGUGUUAACAAAGUCACUUAGACCAGUGGGACUCAAACUUUGGAUCUCCGGAGUCUUUUGGACUUCUUCUCCCAGGAUUCUUGACCAUCAGCUCAAUCGGCCGAAGCUUUUGGGAGCUGCAAUCCAAAAUAUCCAGGGGACCAAAAGUUGAGACCUGCCAUCUUAAGGCCUCUGCAAAAAGGCUACUUCUUUCCUCCUCUUCCUCUUUUUUAACCCAUCUUCAAUAUACCGUUCUCCCUCUCGUGGUCAUUGUUGGGCACAGAUGGUCCGUCGGAGGUGGAGAAACUUGCCAUUCCCAUUUGCAAAAAACAAGCCAAGCCGCCCUGGGUAUUGCAGUACGAGCCGGGUACCCAGCACACUCACCCGGGGUUUUGCCCACCGCUACUUGGCGGCGCGGAGACGGUCAAAACAAAAAAUUGGCGCCGUUCUCUGGAGUAUUGUACAUAGUGUAGCAAAAGAGUAUUUAUACAUCUCACCAAUCAAAACACAGCUUUAUUACCUCAUGCAAACUCAUAUGAACCAAUAGAAACAUGUUCUUUAGCUUAGAGUGCUCACUACUACCUCUAAAACCAGCCCUUCUCAACCCGGUGCCAUUUGGGCAAGGCCAGACUACAGUUCCCAUCAUCCCCUGGCGGUGUGGCUUGGUGGGGAUGGGAUUUGUAGUCUGACGUGCCUGGUGGGCGCCAGGUUGGGAAAGGCUGCUCUAAAACAAUACUCACACUGUAGUCUCUCUCUUUCUCUUUCUCUCUCUCUUUUCAAUAAACUUUUUAAAAAACCCUUAUCUUCCUUCCUUCCUUCCUUUCUUUUUUUCUUUUCUUUUUGGCAUCUUGUAAUUAACUCUUUGUUUCCCUUUCAUGAAAUGUAAUAUACAUUGUAAUCUUUUAAAUAUUAAUGACAGCAGCAACAUUUUUAAGAAAAAUUCAGGUUGCGUCGGCAGCUUUUCGAGAGACAAUUUCAAAUGGAGAAGAAGGAGAAGGCUUUGAAGCGGAAACAUGGGGUCUUUUAGGUUCAACACGAAACAGCGAAACUGUUUGUAAAUACAAAGAAACAUUUUGAAUGUUCUUCAUCUUGUUACUAUACUAAUUUCACGCAAAAGAAAAAGAGAAAAAAAAAAUAUCAAACCAAGAAUGGAUUGUAAAACAGACAAGUCUCAGUAUUCAGUACUGUAUAUUUCACCCUUGUAUAAUUGGGGCAGGCGGGAUGGGAGCCCUUUUUAUUUUUCGGUUCCUUUUUUCUUUUUAUGGUUUCUUCUCCUCUCUUUUUUAUAUCGUAUGCGAUUCUGAAACUGAUUGACUCAACGAAAAGAAAAAAAAAGAGAAAGAACUAAUAAUAAUUUGUGGCAGUGAUUCUAAUGUAUUAAACCGUUUCGUGUUACUUUCUUAACCGGAUUACACCCCCGAAUUUGAAGAGUCUUCCUCGUGGUAGUUCUAUGUAGUUUCGAAUCAUGAAUAAAAUUUUUGCUUUCAUGA
Messenger RNA from Sceloporus undulatus (fence lizard), 4886 nucleotides. It is a transcript of the gene PBX3, whose product is annotated as PBX homeobox 3. Gene Ontology annotation, cellular component: nucleus. The record is from RefSeq and is a predicted model, not a curated record. Gene Ontology annotation, biological process: regulation of transcription by RNA polymerase II; eye development; embryonic organ development. The coding region runs from base 1520 to 2572 and encodes 350 amino acids. Gene Ontology annotation, molecular function: RNA polymerase II cis-regulatory region sequence-specific DNA binding; DNA-binding transcription factor activity, RNA polymerase II-specific. The transcript is spliced from 8 exons. NCBI's taxonomy places the organism in Eukaryota, Metazoa, Chordata, Lepidosauria, Squamata, Phrynosomatidae.